This is a messenger RNA of Cylicostephanus goldi, 357 nucleotides long. The record is from the annotation of a GenBank genome assembly. Lineage: Eukaryota; Metazoa; Nematoda; Chromadorea; Rhabditida; Strongylidae.
AUGAGAGCUGGCUUUCCACCUGUCAUUCUACCGGUUGAAUCACGAGCCGAGUAUUAUGCAACUCUUCAUAUUGCUAAUCUUGGGGAUCUACGACCUUUCGUCAGAUACGUGGCGCGUCAUACAGAAAACACAUUGCAGGUAUGGAUUUCUGAAUGCUUAACCACAGGUUUAUCUCUCAGUCAGGAGAGUUGGCACCAAAUAUAUUUGGGUGAAGUCAUACUUCUGAUAACUCUUCAGUUCUACAUCAACUCAGCAGAAAAAUGCGGAGUGGACUGUGCAGAUAAUGGUCUGCGCGGCGAAGAAUCAGGAAGGAUACAAUCUGGUUCGGAUAUUGCCCAAGAAGCAGUGAGAAGCUGA